Molecule: messenger RNA, 1809 nt
Organism: Labrus mixtus (cuckoo wrasse)
Lineage: Eukaryota; Metazoa; Chordata; Actinopteri; Labriformes; Labridae
Product: bile acid-CoA:amino acid N-acyltransferase-like
Exons: 11
Coding region: 346-1611 (421 amino acids)
Biological process (GO): acyl-CoA metabolic process; fatty acid metabolic process
Molecular function (GO): fatty acyl-CoA hydrolase activity
Source: RefSeq, a predicted model, not a curated record
UUUUGGUAAAAAGCAAUCAAGAUGUUAAUCCACAGUCCUGAGUCCUGCUGAAAGAGAGGUUAUGAAAAGUGGCUGCUAAUAUCAGCUACUAUAUAUAGUGGUUAUGGAAAACUGUAAACUGCAAUGUGGAGACAGCUAACCCGGUUUAAACAGUCUGCUCUUCAGUCGGGCUAAGCGAGCAAGUGUAAUCCUCCUCGAGGGUGAAUGCAUGACCGGAAUUUAACUUUGAUUGAAUAGUUUCAGUUAACAGCGUCGGGAGAAUCUUCAGGUUUCUGGUUAUACCUUACAUUGGAAAGGUUCUGAACGGGGACAGAAACAUCCAUAAAGAAAGACCACAAGGCGAACAUGUCCCAGACUAUUCCUACAAGUCUCUCUGUUGUCCCCACUCGGGCUCUGGUUGAUGAGACGUUCAAGGUGGUGGUGGAGAAUCUGCCCCCAGCAUCUCCAGUCACACUUCAUGCCCUCCUCUACUCGGAGGACAAGGACUACUGGGAGGCUUAUGGACACUACGUCAGUGAUCACAGAGGAACAGUGUCCGUUGCAGAGGAUUUGAGUCUUGGGGGCACGUACACGGGAAAAGAAGCCAUGGGUUUGUUGUGGAGCAUGCGGCCUGAGCCCGGCAGCCGCACGGGUCUCAGGUUGAGAAAGAGGGAAGUCACCAGCCCCAUGCUGGUCCACAUCUCCGUCUACAGUGGACACAUAACCGAGGGCUUCAGGAAGCAGUCUCCUCUGGCCUCCGUGCUCACAGAGAGAUGGUACAUGGCUCCUGGAGUCCAGAGGAUUGAAAUCAAAGAAAAAGGAGUGCAAGGGACUUUCUUCAUACCUCCAGGUCCUGGACCCUUCCCCGGGCUUUUGGAUAUUUGGGGAGGUGGAGGAGGGCUGUUGGAGUAUCGUUCGGCCUUGCUGGCAUCUCAUGGUUAUGCUUCAUUGGUGCUGCAGUCAGCAGAUCUACAGACACAGGAUUUUGAGACCGGGUUUAAUAUCAUCAAGGACCAUCCUCAAGUGAUCCCCGACAAAGUUGGAAUUUUGGGUCUUUCCCUCGGCGUGGUUUUGACCCUUACUUUGGCAGCUGAAAGCACAAACAUUAAGCCUCAUUGUUGUGUGUGCAUCAGCGGCCAUCACUUGGUUGCACCUCGACUGAUGAUUCAAAGAUCCCUACCGAACAAUCUUACAAAGAGAGCUCAAUUUGAUGAGAACAACUACCGCAUAUGGCGAGAUGUGUUUUUACCGAUUCCCAGUGACCCCUCACAGAAAAUAGAUAUGCAGAAAAUAAAAUGUCCCAUACUGUUGGUCAACGGAGAUGAUGAUCAGAACAGUCCAACAGUGGAGGCUGCUGAGGAUAUCGCCCAGAUGAUGCGUUCUGGAGGGAACCUGCACCUGUUGUCCACACUGACGUACCCCAACACUGGACAUCUGAUCGAGCCGCCCUACUCACCUCACUUCAGAGCUACCAAAUUUAUAACUCCCACCGCAACAAAAGAGAAAGUGAUAGUUCUGUGGGGAGGACAAACCAAACCCCAUUCAGACGCUCAGGAGGACUCCUGGAGGAAGAUCUUAUCUUUUCUACAGCAUCAUCUCUACUCAAGCACGAUCCCCGAAGCCAGGAUGUGAAUGACAACAGAACCAGGAAACACAGCAAAGUGUGAAAACCUUUUGAAUAAUUAUCUAGGGUUUUGUUUUGGUCAUAUUGUGCCUCUAGUUUCAUAACUUUAUAUCCAUAACUUAUCAUUCCAAACACUCGAGGUGAGUCGACUUGCAAAGGUUAAAUUAAUGUAAGUUGCUGACGUCAUUAGAAACUGUCAGAAAUUG